Bactrocera oleae (olive fruit fly) is the source of this 12410-nucleotide messenger RNA. It is a transcript of the gene Ca-alpha1T, whose product is annotated as Ca[2+]-channel protein alpha[[1]] subunit T. Gene Ontology annotation, cellular component: plasma membrane; voltage-gated sodium channel complex; neuron projection. The record is from RefSeq and is a predicted model, not a curated record. Gene Ontology annotation, biological process: membrane depolarization during action potential; calcium ion transmembrane transport; calcium ion import. Lineage: Eukaryota; Metazoa; Arthropoda; Insecta; Diptera; Tephritidae. Gene Ontology annotation, molecular function: low voltage-gated calcium channel activity; voltage-gated sodium channel activity.
CGAGCGCGUCUCCAUACUGGUGAUACUUUUCAACUGCGUCACACUGGGCAUGUAUCAGCCGUGCGAGGACGAGAAGUGUGUCAAGCUGCGCUGUCGUGUACUGCAGAUCUUCGACGACAUCAUUUUCGUUUUCUUCGCCAUCGAAAUGCUGAUCAAAACUAUAGCGAUGGGCUUGCAUGGCAAAAAUACCUAUAUGGCUGAUUCUUGGAAUCGACUGGAUUUCUUUAUAGUUAUUGCUGGUCUCUUGGAAUACGUAACGAAUGUGGAAAAUUUGAACUUGACGGCGAUACGAACGAUAAGAGUGUUGCGUCCAUUGCGGGCAAUCAAUCGCAUACCAAGUAUGCGCAUUUUGGUCAUGUUGCUGCUGGACACGCUGCCUAUGCUCGGCAAUGUGCUGCUGCUCUGUUUCUUCGUCUUCUUCAUAUUCGGCAUUAUUGGCGUGCAACUGUGGCAGGGCAUAUUGCGUCAGCGUUGUUGGGUCUCCGAAAUGCCGGUCGUCACAUUUCCGGACCUACCUAAAGAGUACAGAGUUCGAGUCCGUGUUAACUCUGUCUCCAACUACUACGAAUUCUCCAAGGAGCAGGACUACAUAUGCUCGAAGCCCGAGGACUCUGGCAUGCAUUUAUGUGCGGACUUGCCACCCUAUCGUGUCGGCGACAUGAUUUGCACGGAAGCUGCAUCCCAAUAUGGUGACAAUCUACCGACAAACACCUCUUGCGUCAAUUGGAAUCAAUAUUAUACGGAUUGUCUGGGGAUUGGUCAAAAUCCAUUUCAAGGAACAAUAUCGUUCGAUAAUAUUGGCAUGGCAUGGGUGGCGAUAUUUUUGGUAAUAUCACUCGAAGGCUGGACGGAUAUUAUGUAUUACGUACAAGAUGCUGACAGCUUUUGGGAUUGGAUCUAUUUCGUACUUUUGAUUGUGAUUGGCUCCUUCUUCAUGAUCAACCUCUGUCUCGUCGUCAUUGCCACACAAUUUUCGGAGACGAAAAAGCGUGAAAUGGAACGCAUGCGACAGGAGCGCGCCCGCUAUACAUCCACCUCAACACUGGCGUCCAGCACUAACAAUUCAGAGCCGGCCACCUGCUAUGCGGAGAUUGUCAAAUAUAUAGCGCAUCUUUGGCGGCGUUUCAAGCGACGCAUGUUAAAGAAGUACAGAUUAUAUAAAUACCAAAAACAACAGCGCAACGAAGGUCUCCUACCGAACGCCGACAAUUUGACAUUCUCGCCGUCGCGCAUCAAAUGCCACCACCCGAAGUGCCCCAAGUAUGGCAAUCGCAAGCCGUCGAGUAUACAGGAUCAAAUGAUCACCGUUAUGGUGCCACUGAAUUCCAACAAUAAUAAUGUAAGCAACAGCAGCAACAACAAUAACAAUGGUGGCGCUGGCAGUGCUGCUGCUGUUGCCAAUGGCACUCGCAGUCAUGCAACAACAACAGCAACCAGCACAAUAUUAGCGCCGUCACCACCAACAGCAACAGUAGCAGCAACAACAGCAGCGGCGGUGGUGGCGUCAUCUACACUGGCGCUGCCAAUUAGUGGCACAACAACAACACCACUUAUAAAUGGCACUGCCAACACGGGCUUACCGCAUAGCAUCAAUAAUAAUAAUAUAAGUGUGGUCGGCCAGCAACAACAACAGCAACAAGCACAACAGCCGCAGCAACAACAACAACAUUCCUCUUCGGAGAACUCGGUGCAAUCAUUGGAGCAUGCGACGCGCAAUUCGAACCUAAAGAAGUCGUCAAAUCAUUUGACAUCGGAUGUGGCCAAACAGCAAGCGCAGUCGUUGGGGCAGGGUCAACAGUCGGCUGGGCAACAAAAAACAAUUUUACUGAAAUUUCCCUCCAAUGGUGAUUCGGAGCAAUUAAUUCUGCAGUUGGGAAACUUGGGCAAGAGCAACCCCUGCACCUCGGGCUUCCUCAGUCCACCCACAUCGGCUAGCCGUCGUCCAUCGGUGAUGUUCAACGAAUAUGUUCUGUUGCAUACACCGCCUGCAAUAAGCGAACCGUUAACUAUACCAAGUUCAACAAUAACCAAUGUGGCAGAGAAGAGCGGCACCGUGUGCUCGUCGGAGAAAAUGACGCAGGCUGGUGAUGGCAGCAUAUGGCAGGUUAAUCUCCCCCAAACGAUCAAUAGCGGCGGUAGCACAAUCGCCAACCCAUACGCCGAUUGCUCCGAACUCGGUAUACACGACGCGAUGACAUGUCAAGAGCUUUUAGCAUUUUCUGUGGCCUUUUCAGCGGCCCUACCCACCGGCCAGAGUACGUUGGAAUCGUUUUACACCUCAUUGGCGCGCUGUGAUCCACACACCGCUGAGGCGCUGAAGAACCAACACAAUCGCCAGCAAUCGCAAUUAAUAAAACAGCAACAGCAACAACAACAACAGUCAAACUCAAAGGUCAUUAGCGAUCGUCAGUGCAAACGUUUGGACAACAACAGCACUGCUUUGGCAGUUACGAGCAGCGCGGGCAACAACACCGCCAACACAACAACCGGCAACUACAUCGAAGACUACUCGUGUUGCUAUGAUUUAUACCAGAAUGCACUGUCACCGCUCGGCGAGAAGAAGCAACACUCGAAGCCGAUCAAGAUUGUGAUCAGCAUUUAUCGCUGCGUGAUGCACGUUUGCGGUGUGAUGCGUCGCUACAUAAAGUUGCUGGUGGAGCAUAAGUACUUUCAGCAGGGCAUACUGUUGGCUAUUCUCAUUAACACACUAUCUAUGGGUAUUGAGUACCACAAGCAGCCCGACUAUUUGACCGCCAUUGUGGAGAAGAGUAAUAUCGUGUUCUCGGCGAUAUUCGCUGUGGAGAUGUUGCUGAAAGUGGUGGCGGAAGGUUCAUUUCGUUAUAUUGCGAAUGGUUUCAAUGUGUUCGAUGGCGUCAUUGUGAUACUCAGCGUCAUUGAGAUUUUUCAACAAUUCCACAGUGGCAAUGGCAGUAGUGGUGGUGGCUCUGGCCUCUCCGUGCUGCGCACAUUCCGCCUAUUGCGCAUACUCAAGCUGGUGCGUUUCAUGCCCAAUUUGCGACGACAAUUAUUCGUUAUGCUGCGCACGAUGGACAAUGUAGCGGUAUUCUUCUCACUGCUCGUACUCUUCAUAUUCAUAUUCAGCAUAUUGGGCAUGUAUCUAUUUGGCGGUAAGUUUUGUAAAUUUGUGGACGAUACUGGACUCGAACGUGAAUGUCUGUGUACCGAAAUAAUCAACAAACAUCCACAAUGUGAAUGUGAUCGCAAACACUUCAACAACAUUUUAUGGGCCACUGUUACAGUCUUUCAAAUUCUAACGCAGGAGGAUUGGAAUGUCGUACUGUUCAAUGGCAUGGAAAAGACAAGUCAUUGGGCCGCAUUAUAUUUUGUGGCGCUGAUGACAUUCGGCAAUUAUGUGCUAUUUAAUUUAUUGGUCGCCAUUUUAGUUGAGGGAUUCAGUUCAGAGCGAAAUGAACGUCGCGAACGUGAACAACGUGAAUUGGUGAAAAAAUUGCGCGAAGAGACGUUGGCGGAGAAUUUCAGCGAUGCUAUGUACGAUGAAUCGCGUAGCAGUGAAGCCGAUUCAUCAUCGACUAAUGAAAGUUACUAUGAGGUACGAAAUCGGUGGCAUAGCGCCGAGGAUGUGCGAAAACUACAAGAUGCAACCGAGCUGAUUCUGGAAGCGAAAAGUAAUAUGCAAAAGCAACAACAUCAACGUAUGCUACUACAACCCACACAAGAUUAUCAAAUCAAUGAGAGUUAUUUGAGUGGUGUUGGUGGUGGAAGCAGUGGUUCGGGUAGCGGCAGUGGGCGUAAAUCCAGCGAUAAGGAUGGCAGUAGCAAAUUGUUGAUGGAGGAUGACAAGAAUAAGAAUUUAAAAAAGACAUAUUCCAUAAGAGAGCGUCGCGGCGAUGCACCACGCCUUUCACGUAUACGCCCAUUGCGUGAACCGCCCAUAAUUACUACGACCGCCGCAACGCCACAAGACUCGCCCAACACCACACUGGACGGCGGCAUGAGCUUUCGCACUUGGAAUCCGCAAGAAAUGGAGACCACGGACAGUGGGGCUAGCAAUCAGUGCCCGGGUACGCCGUCACUACUUAGACCACCGACCAUCUUCAGCGGCGGCCAACGCUCACUCGACGAGGGCAUACCGUCAAUUGAUCUUAUACCACCAUCACCCGUAUUAACGCACAAACCGUUGAAUAUACUAAACGCCAGCCAACUACAAGGAAGCAAUACUAAUCUAAGCAACUGUAAUUUAGUAUCUAACAGUAGUAGUUUACUCCCUAGUGCCCUAAGUAGCAAUAAUAGUAUGCAUAGUGUUGUCAUAGAUGAUAUUUCAAAAAAUUCCGAUGCUAGCGCCUCGGGUCCUAUUUUUGUGCCAACAACCAUCUCGACAGUGUCCACACCCAGCAUGUCACUACCGGCUGGUAUAGUCGCAGGCCCCGGCGCUGGUUCUACAAAUGGCGGUGCUGGCGGUUGUGGUGGCGGCAACGCAGUGAGCAGCAUCGAAAUAUCGCCACUGAAUUCCGCCGUUGUCGCUACCACAGGUGCUAUAUCCUUAACGUCGACAGCUACUACUACAGCAGCGUUAGUAACGCCCCCAAAUGCCUCACAAGCCAGCAGCAUUGAAACGCCGCCCACACUGCCGUCAACCAACGCUUCAGCGACAAUCAGCACAACGCUGUCCGGCAUGCAACGUAUACCGAGCUUAAAGCGUUUCAGACGUAACAGUUCGAAGCGUAAGAAGAAGCCUGCCGAAACCGGCAGUGGCGCCGAAGAUGACGAACAACAGCAGCUAAACAAUGGCAGUGACAACUCCUGUCUACUGGCUCCACAUAGCAAUGGCGGCGGCGGCGGCGGCGGCGGCACCAUGCGUUCGGAUGCAUUUCUCAGUCCGUCGCGUACGCCGUCUGCGAGCGGCGCGACACUAACAGCCAACAAUCAGACGAAUCAGCAAAAGACGAAAGAUACAAAUCGACUUAGUCCACAAAACUCAAUACGUCGUCUCUCCACAACACUUAGUAUUGGCAGCAUACCGCCGUUGGGUAGCCGUCGUGCCUCUGCGUGCAUCUUUAACUCGCAGCUAUAUCAAAACCUGAACCAACCGCCCAAAUUGUAUGCGCCCUCAGCUGCACACCGGCGUAUGUCGUCAUUCGAGUUGGCCUUUAGCAAGAGUUCACAAUUAAAUUUGCAUAAUUUGGAGGCGAAUCGCAAGUCAAUGUCGUACACGAACUCCAAACUCGAUUUGGAUAAAUGGCAGAAUUCCUAUAUGAAUCUGCCGGAGCCGGAUAUGUUGCAACAAUAUAUACAGGAGCGUGAGAAGCGUAAGGGUUCUAUUAGUCACUAUUCGCGACAGCAGCAACCGCAGCACAAGCAACAAAAAGAAAGCGAGCUUGAAGAUCCACAAUAUUUAAGCGCUGAGCAACAUUCGCGUAUGCAGAACUCUGGUCAUAUGAGUAAGCUAAAAAUGCUGAUCGAACGCUUAAAACCGACAAACCUCACAGAACAAAGAGAGUCAUACUCGCUGUACAUAUUCGCGGAAGACAAUAGGUUCCGUGAGCUGUGUACGUGGUUUGUCGAACAGAAAUGGUUCGACAAUGUUGUCCUGCUGUUUAUCGCACUCAAUUGUAUUACAUUGGCUAUGGAACGACCAAAUAUACCGCCAACGAGUCACGAACGUUUAUUCCUUGCCACAGCCAACAACGUGUUCACAGCCAUUUUUACAGUGGAAAUGCUCAUUAAGGUCGUUUCGACAGGCAUGUUUUAUGGAACCGAUGCAUAUUUCACAUCCGGCUGGAAUAUUAUGGAUGGCUCAUUGGUUACAAUAUCAAUCAUUGAUUUAUUAAUGUCAUUGUUUAGCCAAUCGAGUUCUAAGAUAUUUGGGAUUUUAAGGGUGUUUCGACUACUUCGUUCCCUACGGCCGCUGCGAGUGAUCAACCGCGCCCCGGGUCUGAAAUUAGUCGUGCAAACGCUCUUAUCGUCCCUACGACCCAUCGGCAACAUCGUGCUGAUCUGCUGUACAUUUUUCAUCAUAUUCGGCAUAUUGGGCGUGCAACUCUUCAAGGGCACCUUCUACUACUGCGAGGGCGAGAAUAUAAAAACGGUACGCACGAAAAUGGACUGCUAUGAACAAGGGUAUGAGUGGAAGAAUCGCAAAUACAACUUUGAUGAUCUUGGCAAUGCGUUAAUGUCAUUGUUCGUAUUGAGCUCACGUGACGGUUGGGUAAAUAUCAUGUAUACCGGUUUGGAUGCUGUGGGCGAGGACAUGCAACCAAUUGUCAAUUACAAUGAAUGGCGUCUACUUUAUUUUAUUGCAUUUAUUUUGCUCGUCGGUUUCUUUGUGCUCAACAUGUUUGUCGGCGUGGUGGUUGAGAAUUUCCAUCGUUGUCGUGAGGAGCAGGAGAAGGAGGAGAAAAUUCGACGCGCCGCUAAGCGCGCUUUGCAAAUGGAAAAGAAACGCAGACGUAUGCACGAACCACCUUACUAUAUAAACUAUUCACCGACACGCAUGUUCGUUCAUAAUGUUGUAACAUCGAAAUACUUCGAUUUGGCUAUAGCCGCUGUGAUCGGUCUCAAUGUAGUCACCAUGGCGAUGGAGUAUUAUGGUAUGCCGGGUGUACUGAUAUAUACGCUGAAGGUUUUCAACUAUUUUUUCACGGCUGUCUUCAUAUUGGAAGCGAGCAUGAAAGUGUUGGCGCUUGGCUGGCCGCUGUACCUAAAGGAUCGAUGGAAUCAACUCGACGUGGGAAUUGUGUUGUUGUCGGUAUUCGGCAUUAUACUGGAGGACUGGCGUACACAGAAAUUUCCAAUUAAUCCGACGAUAAUACGCGUAAUGCGUGUAUUGCGUAUUGCGCGUGUGCUGAAACUACUAAAAAUGGCUAAGGGUAUGCGUGCGCUGCUCGACACCGUGAUGCAGGCUUUGCCGCAAGUCGGCAAUCUGGGCCUGCUCUUCUUUUUGCUCUUCUUUAUUUUCGCCGCCCUUGGCGUGGAAUUGUUCGGUCGCCUAGAAUGCUCCGAACGUAAUCCAUGUCAGGGCUUAGGCGAACAUGCACAUUUCGCCAAUUUCGGGAUGGCUUUCCUCACAUUGUUUCGCGUAGCGACUGGCGACAACUGGAACGGGAUCAUGAAGGAUACACUGCGAGAGGACUGUGAUGAUGCGGAUGAUUGCGUGCGCGAUUGUUGCGUUAGCCGGGUCAUAGCUCCAAUAUUCUUUGUGAUAUUCGUUCUAAUGGCGCAGUUCGUAUUGGUGAAUGUCGUCGUGGCUGUACUGAUGAAACACCUCGAGGAGAGCCACAAACAGAUGGAAGACGAAAUGGACAUGGAAGUAGAGCUAGAGCGUGAACUUGUGCGCGAGCAGGAGUUUGAGAGCGAACAGAAGCUGUGCCAACAGUUGGAACAGCAGACGCAACCGCCGCCACCAGCACGCCAGCUGAACAAGAUCAAAUCGUUGCCGAAGAACUUUACCUACAGCACGCCAUCGCUGGAUAAGAAAUUCCCAAGCGUGUUGAGCGGCAUUGGCAUCGGUGGUGUUAGAGCUGCCGGCAUUGCUGGCCGCCGUCAGACCGUGCAAUACAUCAAUCAGCCGAAUAGCAUUGGUUUGGCCGAACUGGGACGCGGCACACAAAUUGGCGCCGGUGUAGGUGCUGCUGUUGGCAGCAGUGUUGCGGCUGGUGGUAGCGGUGGUGUUGGCGCAAGUGGUGCACUACUCGCACCGCAAGCGCUCAAUGCGCGUCUUAACGCAUCAGCUGCGGAGAACAGCUUCGAUACAAAACUCCAACUUCAACCGACCGCCGGUGCACUGGGACGGCGCGGCCGUCGCAGUUCGACCGCGUUCCGAAGUAAACGCGGCCUGCUCGCCAAAGAGCGCUCUCUCGAUGAGCAGGCCAUACGUCGACGUACGCUCGAAUCAAAGCGUAUGAGUUGCGACUCGCUGCCAUGGGGCGGCGAUACCAACGAUUAUCGGCGUGGCACUAUUUUCGAAAGUCUUGAAUCGGAUGGCGGCGGUAGCCCCUCCUCUACAUAUGAUGUGCGUAGUAUACGCAGCGAAGACGUGGCUGCGACAGCAAAUGCUACAGCACGCAAUAGUGGCGCCUCCGAUGCGCUGAGCAUUGUGAGCGCCAGCGUGAUCAGCGAAAAGAUCACAACACCUAUAACAACACCCUUAUCAACAAGUGUGGCAAUGGCUGCAUUGCCGAGCGCUGGCGUAACAGCCAGCGCAACGGCGCCACGUCGCGCCUACGGACGUUCACUCUCUACAGACCAAGCCUACGCGUCUAGUGUUGGCGGUUCGAGUAGCGGACGCGGCGGCUUACUGUCCGUGCCGCGUAGCAUGCCACCACGCAGCCGUAGUGGCAGCACAAAACAAUUAUUCAAGCAACAAGCACUCGACGAAGAUCCCGAUAUGGAUGAGAAUACCCUACUAUUGCCCAUUGUGGUCGAGAGCAGCUGUGAUGGCAAUGCGACCAACAGCAGCAAUGGCAUCACAACUGCCAAUGGCAAUGGUAAUGGCAAUAUGCACAACACUAAUGACAAACUUAACAAUAAUAGCUGUAGCAGCGCUAAUAAUCGCAUUGCCACCGCCAAUGGCAAUGGCGCUACAGCUGCGGUCGUGGAACAGCUUGCUUUAAGCAAAUCUGACUCGGCCGAUAUAAUGCGCAUCAUUUCGGAGCGCAGACGCAUGGAUCAGCGUGACAAUAGCGGCAAUGAGGAUUCAGACUACAAAGAAUUGCUGCUGGUGAAGUCACCGCACUCCUCCACUGAUGGCUAAAUGGAAUUAAAUACUAUAAGCUAGAAGGUAGUGUGCUAGAUUAAGUUAAUAUUUAUGUGCUAAGUAAAUGGAAUUUUAGUAGUUAGCUAUAUAUAGUGGUCCUAGAGAGUAGGUAUGCGCAAGAAUUGAAAUAUUUACGUGCUAAGUUGUAUAUAUACCUAUAGAUAUGUACUCUAAGUGCAACAUUUGUUGUAAACGACAGUAGUUCGUUUGUAGAAGUCUGCAUUUCCAGUGCAAAAAUUAUACUUGAGAACCAAAACGUGUCGCAAAGGCUUAGAUGUGAGUUAGUGAACUUCUUAAACACGCUUUUCGGCCACAAAACAAGAAAGUUUAACCUAAACUUCAAUACGAAAAUCUCGUGCUUUGUCAGCAACAUUAACUCGAACACAGCGUAGUGUGUGACCAGCUUAAGUUUUUUACUUUACUUCUAAAUACAACUGAAAUUUUCAGAAUGUUCGCCUUUAAAACUUUUGAAAACAUGCCACUACUGAUUUCUCAGAAAGCCGUUAGCCUUUGCGAGAAACAAAUCAGUGAUUUCAGUUCCACACCAAUUAUAACUUGAUUACGCUAUAUUAUUUCAAAUAUGUUCAACAUGCACAGCAUAAAUGUAGUAGUUUAAAGCUAAAAUUCGCCUUUUUCACUUUCUAAAAAAAAAUUUACUUAUUUUUCGCUACCGCCCCUUAAACAUAUACAUAUUUGUAUAAAAAGCAAAACAAAGCAGGUUUUGUUGAAUUUAGCAAAAUUCAACACCAUUCACCAUUUGUUAUCACUUAGCCGAGAAGUAAACCGGCGCUUCAAUUGCUUUUAGUACACUUGAAAAAAUAUUUCUGCUUUUACAAAUAUUUUCGACUUAAUGCAAAUUUCGUGCAAUGACCUUAUGGAUCACUAUCGCGCUGAAUUUUUCGGUUAAUCCUUUACUGCAUAGAACUCUGAAGUAAUUAAAGUAGGCCUGUGCCAACUUUUAGGGAAUUUUCUUAGCUACACUACUAACUGUAUUUACUUCUAGCACAAAAUUUUUAAAAAAUAAUUUUUCUGUAAUAAAAUUUUCAACGAAAAAUAGUAAAUGAAGAACUUAAAAAAGUAAAGCAAAAAGUAAUAAAAAAUUGAUUUUAAGUAAAAUGUGCAAAAAAUAUGUUUGUAUGUAUGAACAGAUGGCAUAAACUUUAAACUGCUGCAGUUGUUAACAAGCAAUUUUUGAAAUAGAAAACAACAAAAACAAUUGUUUCAUAUUACAGUUAUGUAAAUGCAACACUGUAAAAGUUGCAAAUGUGUCUCUAAAAAUCAUCAACUCUGUGAUUAGCUGUAAAAAAAUAUUGAUUAAAAAUCAUAGCUCAAAGAUUUUGAGUAGAAUUAGUAUAAUAAAUAUACAUAUGUAGUUACAAAUUAAUAUUAAUUAAGUUCAGUUAUAUGUAUAUAAACGUAACUAUUAAUAUAAUGCAGGCAAUUAUUGCAAAAUUAUAUUAGUAGGAGGAAUUAUAUAAAAAGGUAUAACGCCGAUUGGCGCAAAAGUUGGCAAUACUUGAGCGCAUAACCUUCCUAAACACAACUAAUGGUGCAGAUUGUGCAAAGAUUGCAUAAAUUAAAUGAAAAAAUAUGUAAAAAUAAAGAAAUUAAUUAAUAUGUUUAACAACUAAGUUUAGUUAGCGUUAAAAGAAAAUGUAGCGUUAAUGAAAUGAACAAAAGUCUUGUAAAAACACUUGGCACACAGAGCUGACGCGUUACUAUAAAAUUUAUUUUGAAAACUAGCAUAAUUUAGCAUUAAUUAUGGUGUAGUACUAAAAACAUGAAAUAUUGUUUGUAAAUAAAUGCAAUAUUAGCGAUAAGCGAUAAACGAUUAACGAUUAAAGUAAAACGAUAUGACACACACAACAGUUAUGAAGAAGUAAAUAAUAUGAGCAAAAAGUAUGUAUACUAUGAAAACUUUCCUAAAACAAAACUUAAAAUAACUUUAAAUUUAAGAAUAAAAAAAAAUUAAAACUUGAUAAAUAUGUACAUUAUAAAAAGAAAUGAAAAAGUUGUAGCGCAUUUCUUCUCCCUGAAACGUCUUCCUCAUCUUUAAGCAAAAGUGAAAUACAAAAAAUAUAUAAUAUAUAGAAAUGUAUUAUUGCCAGGUAGAGCAAAUACUAUUAAAAAUUUAGUAACUGUAUAAAUAAAAUUGUUUGAAAAUUAGUGAACUUGUGUAGCAUUUACUCAUAAGUUGUACUAAUAUUUGUAAAAUAGAACUUGUUAUGCGCCAAUAAAUACAGAUUUAGUACUAUUUCGUUGAAAACUAAAAAUAAAAAAUAUGUAUGUAAAUGAAGAUUUAGUAAUAUUUCAAUAUAUAAACUGCAAUAGUAAAAACUAUAAUAAUAAAAAAAAUCAUGGAAAAAAAUUAUAAAAAAGUACACAAAACAUGCUAUUGUUAUACGAAAAUAUUUAAAUAAACACAGAUUUUCAACAAAUGACAAUCCGAACACACUGCUUUUUAUUUUUAUUGUUAUUGUUUUGUGGUUUGUUUAAUCGAUAUUUAUCAUACACACUUUUAAACUUUUUUUUCAGAACUCAUGUAUAUAUAUUUUUUUUUGGAAAUCACUUAAAUUUUGUUUAAAAUAUUUUAAGUUGAAAAAAGUACAUUUUAAUUUAAUAGUUGAAAUAUUUUCUGCAGAUACUACACACAAAAGAACAGGAAAUUAAAUUAAAUAAUAAUGACUGUAGGUAAGGUAAUUAAGUUCCAAAAAUAUUUUUUUUUUGUUAAUAUUUUUCACACAAAAUGUAUGUAUUUUUUGUAUUUAUAAAGGACAACAACAACAUCGUUUGAAGUUCCAAUUAGUGCAAUAAUAGCGAUAACUCAACUAAUCGAUUUAAUAAUAAUUUUAUGUUCAAAGCAGUUCUGUGACAACAAAUACUUGAUAAAUAUAUAAUAUAAAUUUAUGAUACAUACACGUAUGCAUGUGAGCAUUAGAAAUGGAAAAAUGUAUGUUAUGGAUUAUAACUUAUUUUUCAAACUAUUGUAUUUACAUUGAGUGUUUUGUAAAAAAAAAAAUCAUGACCUUCAAAAUCGAAUUCAUACAUAUAGGACUUGGAAAGAUUAUACGCAAAAACGAACUAGAGAACGAAAGACCAGUAUUAAUACGGUUGAGAGAGCUUAAAUAUUAGUGGACUCCAUAGGUUCCUACUCUUGAGUUCAAACGGUAGCCAUACAUAUCUAAACAUUGCUCACUUAAAAUAAGAAAAUCUUUGAAAAUUAUUAUCAAGCAACCUUGACAAAUGUCCAACAAUACAAAUUAAAUAUUUUUAAAUUAUUUUUUACCUGGUAUUUCUACAACGCUUUGCCUUUUUCCUUGAGAAAUUUAAAAUUUUCACCAAAUUUUUUUACUAACUACGAUUUUUUUUUUUUUUAUUUCACUUUUUCUUAUUUGCACACACACACACACUAUUUUAUUUUAUUUUUUAAUUUUUUUUUUUAUUUCAUAUUUUUUUUAACAUCCUUUAUUUCAUUUAUAUAUAUAUACAUAUUUUUAUUUUUAUUUGAUAUUUUACCUCUUUUCUUUUACUUCCUAUAUUUUUAACAUUUUCCAAAAUGCACACACACUAUUUACUUUUUAUCACAUACAGACACAUUUAUUUUUAUUAACACACCAUUUCCGAUUUAUUAUUUUGCAUUAUUUUUUGCAUAAGCGCGCACAAUAAAAAAGUUUUA